AACACUGGAAACCUAAAAUAGAGAGUCUUUAGCGUUUUUUAAAACCUUAACAUAGAGCUAGAAAUUUCGUAUUUUCAGAAAUUCUAAUUCGUCACCGAGAAAAAUUGUUUUAAAAUUCUCAUUUACUCUACAAGUGCAACAAAGGCAGUCCUGUUUAUUUUUCCGAGUGUGAGAAAGAGGUCCGGUAGCGUAUCCCCUUAAUGUAAUGUUGAUAAAGUGGUCCCAGUAAGAAAAUACACCUCGGAAAUUGCUCCCACCACCGAAAAUUUAUGAACUGCGCAUGCGCACAGAAAAGUGGGAGAACAUUUAACACAUAAAACAUCCAGAGUGGGAGCAAAAACCGACGACACCCGAGGUGCAUUCUCUUGUUGGGAUGACAAUACCGAAGAACCCACUGAUCGCAGUGUAACGAAAAUUCAUCAACAUUUAUUUAUACCGAAGAAAACAAUAAAAAUAUCAUUAUGUCCGGUUAUCAUCCGAAAUUUUAUAACUGCAAAAACGAUAAACCAGAAGCCCAGCUUCGUAUUGCUGUGCAACGAAGAGAUUAUAAGUUGGCAAAAUCACUUUCGAACACUGGUGCUCAGAUAAAUUAUCCUCACGUAAGACCUUGUAACACGAUCCUUCAUUUAGCUACGAUGAAUCAUGAUGUAGAAAUGGUGCAAAUGUUGCUAGACAGAGGAGCUUAUGUUAACAUACCAAACAAACACGGUAAAACUCUACUUCAUUUAGCAGUUGAAUCCGAUUCUGAGCGAAUAGUUGAAUUACUUGUCAAAAAAGGAGCCAACGUAGACACCAUUGCUGAAGAUCAUUCAAGGCCAAUCGAAAAAGCUAUUUCGAAGAAAAAACAGCAAUAUUUCAUGCCAUAAAAACUGGCGAUUUUAAUAUUGUAAAGUUGUUGAUAACUAACGGAGCUCGUGUUGAAGAUGAUCCUGAUUUACUUAACACUGCAGCUCAUAAUCAAUGCAUUGAUAUUGUUCAGAUUUUACUGGAACAUGGUGUUAAUAUUAAUGCACGUGAUUCUUUUGGAAAGACGGCUUUACAUUCAGCAUUAGUUAAACAGUCUUCUCAAUUAAAUAAAAAUGUAAUUUAUAACAUUAAGCCUCCAUUAAUUCGAGUGCUAUUGAACAAAGGUGCUAAUGUCAAUAUUAGAAUGAAUGAUGGUCGAGCAGCGCUUCAUUUGGCUGCUCAAAUUGAUAACGAAGAAAUCGUAAAUACUCUUCUGGAAUACAAUUCAAAAGUAAAUGUAUUAGAUGCAGAAGGAACUACACCAUUGCAUUUAGCUGCACAAACAAAAAAUUCAAUUAUUGUUGACUGUCUUCUUAGUAAAGAUGCAGAUAUUACAGCUGUGAAUAUAAAAGGCAUGACGGCAUUACAUUUUGCCGCUAAAGUAGGACAUUUAGACAGUAUUAAAAAUCUCUUGAAAUAUGAGCCUAAUGACAAUGCUAUUGAUGAAUUCAGCUCGUCAACUUUGCAUUGUGCAGCUAAAUGUGGAUACUUAGAAACUAUUAAUUGUGGUGAUAUUCAAGGAUCGACUGCUCUUCUCACAGCUAUUUCGCAUUCAUCAUCUCUAGAGUGUAUUAAUGAAUUACUUAUGUUUGGUGCGGAUGUUAAUUAUAGAAAUACCAAAGGAGAAACAGCUCUCCACAUUGCUUCAAAAAUGAAACGACGUGAAGUUAUUGAAAUUUUAUUAAGAUAUGGCGCAGAUGUAAACAUUAAAUGUCAACGAAAUAAAACCGCUUUAUUUCAAACAUAUGAGUAUAAUAGUCCAAAAUUUGUCGGUUCACGAAUUUAUGAUCUUGAGUGUGUCUAUAAUGGCUGUGAGUGUUUAAAUAACGGAGAGGGAUUUCAAUGUGUUCCCUUUUCUCGUGAUAUCGAUGAUUACUUUUCAAUUGUCGAAGUUUUCAAACGUCAUAUUCUAAAGCUACAAGCUGUCAAUCUUUAUGUAGAUGAGGGUAACAUACAAGCUCUUGAAUAUUUUGAGGAGUUGAAAAAUAAAAGGGACUUUAGAGGAUAUUAUCGUGACAAAUAUAAUAUAAAAGUUGCUGAUAGUAGUAAAGAAAAUAUAGAAUUAGAGUCUAUGAAAAAUGAAAGAAUUGGCAACAGUAACAUAACAUUCUAUAACUUUUUGACAAGCAAUAUUCAUCGAUUAACUAGAUAUGUCAAGAAUAAAAAUAUUUUUGAAGUCUUAAAUUCAAAUGAUUAUAAAUUGAUAUUUCCUAUUUUUUCUGAUAUCAUUGAGAAUCGCUUCCAUAUUGGAAUAGAAAGACACAAAUUGUUAGCACGCUGUGAUUUUCUUGGUGAUAUUUUUGUAGACUUACCCUAUAAUUGCAUUGAUGUAAUUCUAAGUCAUCUCAACAAUCAAGAGCUUAGAUUCUUAACGACUAAGUACAAAAUUUAAUAUGCUUUAAACAAACGAAAAAUUUUCCUCAAUUCAUAAAUUUAAUGAUUGCAAUAAUUAUAAACCAGAUGAUAAGGAAAUUACUCAUGCUCUCAAUAAUAAAUAUUUUAUUAUUAAUUGUAAGCUAAGUAUUCCAUUACUAGUGUUUUCUAUCGCAUUGUAAUUAAUAUUCCCUGAUUAAAAUUAUUGAUUGAAAACAAUUCAAUCUGUCAUGAUUUCAAUUGUUUUCAAUAAGUUCUAUAUCACGAUUGAUUCAAUUCAGUCAAGGUUGAAUUUUUCUGAAUAGAUAAAUAAUGUGAAGAUUUCAAACCCUUCAAAGUAUAGAAAAAAAUUGAGAAAAAUUCAAAUAUUAAAUAGCGUUCAAUGGAUUUGAAUAGAUAAAUAGUUCAUGAAUUUCGAUCUAAUGCGGAAUUUGAAAAUAAUAUAAAAAAAUUAAUGAUUUUGAAUUUUUCUCAAUUGUUCUCUAUGAAUAAAUAAAACUUAAUUUCUGGUUACUUCUUGAAUUGAAAAUGAUUGCAAUUCAUUCGCAACUUUGAAUAUCUUUGAAUUAUUUUCAAUGAAUAUUUAAUAUUUUAUAUGCGAUCACA
Microplitis mediator is the source of this 2985-nucleotide messenger RNA. Its product is annotated as putative ankyrin repeat protein RF_0381. Bases 1151 to 2398 code for a protein of 415 amino acids. Lineage: Eukaryota; Metazoa; Arthropoda; Insecta; Hymenoptera; Braconidae. The record is from RefSeq and is a predicted model, not a curated record. The transcript has 2 exons. Gene Ontology annotation, molecular function: protein binding.